AUGAAAAAAUUGAAGAAUUAUGUCCGUAACAAUGCACGUCCAGAGGGCUCAAUAGCAGAAGGAUAUGUGGUUGAUGAGGCAUUAACAUUUUGCUCCAUGUACUUGAAAGGUGUUGAGACAAAGUUCAAUCGUCCAGACCGAAAUGUAGAUGUUGGUCCAUCACUUAAAAAGAUGUCGGUCUUUCGAUCUCAGGGUCGUCCAAUUGGUAAGAAAUCAUUGACAAUUUUGGAAGAUGAAGUGAAGAAAAUAGCAGAUUGGUAUAUUCUAAACAACUGCAAUGAGAUCUUGCCAUAUCUUCGAGAGCAUAGGGAAAUUUUACAGACUAGAGGUGUUGAAAACCUAGACCAAUUACAUAGAGAGGAAUUUCCUAAUUGGUUUUAUAAUAAGAUUUAUCAUCUUCGACAAAGAGGAUCCUUGGAAGUAGAUGAAGAAUUAAUCUCUUUAGCAAACGGUUCUUCAACUCGUGUUGCGUCUUACCCUGGCCGCGAAGCCCCUUCUCCUUCCUCUCUAGUUUCUCUCGGUUUUCUCCGAGCCGUCCGCCUCCCUCCGCCAUUUUCCUCCCAAAAAGCUCGGUUUUAA
Molecule: messenger RNA, 579 nt
Organism: Humulus lupulus (European hop)
Lineage: Eukaryota; Viridiplantae; Streptophyta; Magnoliopsida; Rosales; Cannabaceae
Exons: 3
Coding region: 1-579 (192 amino acids)
Source: RefSeq, a predicted model, not a curated record